Messenger RNA from Nematolebias whitei (Rio pearlfish), 2071 nucleotides. It is a transcript of the gene vsig10, whose product is annotated as V-set and immunoglobulin domain containing 10. Lineage: Eukaryota; Metazoa; Chordata; Actinopteri; Cyprinodontiformes; Rivulidae. The coding region runs from base 216 to 1760 and encodes 514 amino acids. The record is from RefSeq and is a predicted model, not a curated record. The transcript has 10 exons.
CGGUCCAAAUCUGUUGCAGAGACGCAGACAGGUGGUCCGACAUGUCAGACGGGUCACUGUGGUCUGUUACUGGGAUUAACAUGGAUUGACAGGGGUCCACCGUGUCGGUGUGUGUGUGUGUCAUAGGGCACGAGCUCACAGGUGAACUCGUCAGACAGGUUUGGACGGAAAGCCUUUUGUUCAGUUAUUUCUGAGGGCGAUGUUGGAAAGUUAACAUGAAUAUAGUCGCAACUGUAGCGCUUCUACAGCUGUGUUUAUCUGCCACAGCCUCAGUUUCGGAUAAAGACCCCACCGAAACUGUCGUUACAGCCGAUCCCGGCGACGUAGUCAUACUUCCGUGUUACAGUGGCGGGAACCGAACACCUUCGUGGACGACGUGGACGAAAAAUGGACAGAAACUCGGCGACGCGUCCACGAACUCCGAGGCUCGCUUCGCCGUGCUGCACGACGGGAGCCUGAGGGUCGGUGCGGCGAAGGUUGGCGAUGAGGGCAGCUACCUGUGCACCUCCACUCUACCUGGCAACAGCACCUUCCAAGCACGUGCGCUGCUUCAAAUAGCCAGUGGACCAAAUAAUGCGUCUAUGCUCAUUUUCCCUUGUAUUACACUACCCAACGGGACACUCUUCACCAGUCAGGACACCUUUGUCCAUUUCCACUGUGCCGCCUCGUCUUACCCAUCCCAGCAGCUGAGCUUGAAGUUCAGUGGAGCUCCGUCCAGCAACAACACACUGAACUCCACCUCACAGUCCUCGCUGGACUUCAGGAUUAAGAGCAUUCAGCGCAGCUCUCAAGGAGUUUACACCUGCAGUGCCAUCAACACCGUGUCCAACCGGACGGUUAAUAGAAGCACAGAGCUACUGGUGUAUCAUGUCCCGGAUACACACCCUGACUGCAUGUGGGUCCCGUCGCAGGACCUCUCCUCCAUCCAGCUGAACUGCUCCUGGUUUGGAGCGUACCCCGCCCCGAAGCUGCGCUGGGGGGAAGACGGCAACUUCCAGGAGACGGAGGACCUCUCUGUGAGGCUGAACAGCUCCCGGGUGUCCGACGGGCAGAAGGUGAAGUGCACGGCCAUGCACAAACUGCUCGUAGAAGGAAACGAGAGGUCGUGCUCGCUCACCCUCAAGUCUCCGUACCCUGAAGGCGACCCGAUGCUCGUGGCUGUACAAGGAAAAAACGUAACUCUAAUCUGCACUGAGACCGCAGCCUCCCCCCCUGCUAACAUCACAUGGAGAAAAGGGGUGCCGCAAACCAGCAUCGAACCGGGAUCAAAGUACGUCCUGUCUGACCAUGGCCCCAACUACCAACUGACCAUACUGAACGUCAGCAAGGACGACGAAGGCUGCUAUUACUGCCACAGCCAGAACCAGCUCGGAGCCAAGGACCUGGAGGUCUGCCUCACUGUGAAAGCAUCCUCCGCGUACACCGGGGGGAUCAUCGGCGUCUUCAUUGCAUCUCUGAUCGUUGGCUCGGCUGUAGUCAUAGCAAAAGUCCUUUAUUCCAAGAGACACCAAAUUUGUCUGGGGGGCCUCAGGGACGAGGACAGGGACGACGUCCUGAGCCUGGUGGAAUCGGACGAUGAACGGGUGUUUCAGGACACCGUCCCCCAGCUGCCUCCGUUAGCCAACGGUCGGCACACGACGCUUGUGGAAGUACAUCGGAUCCCCUCCUGCGAUCACGAGGAGGCAGAACCUACGGACCUGAGCCCACAGCAGCCAGAAGACACUGAACACACAGAACCAGAGGAUCUUGUAACAUUUUAGUUUGCUCACCAGAUACAGAUCGAUUCACUUUAAGAUGAUUUGAAUCCAGAAAGAUUCGCAACAAACCUUGAAGCAACGAUGAAACUAAAACCAGGAAUGGUGGAACAAACCGUUAUAUGAUCUGUUGAGACUGGUGGUUUAAAUCUCAGUGCAUGACUCGUUCCUGAUGCUUCACACCCUGUCAGAAAAAUAAACAUUUAUAUACGGAAUGGUUUGUUAGACAAAGUAGAUAUGUCAUUUUGUAAACCGAACUGCUUUUGAAAAUAAAAACAAAUUUCCACUGCACUAAAGUGAACUCAUUGUUUCAAAUA